AUGAGUGCAACUGAAGAACCAACUGUUGUUGAAAGAAACCCAAGCAGUAAUUUUGAUAAACCAAAAAAAGAUAAGAAAAAGUCUCAUAAAAAAAGUAAGAAAGUGAAUCAAAAGAAAACAAAACUCAUAGUUGGUGCAUCAGAGUAUAUUCCUGAAGAACAAAGUCAUAAAGAACAAGAUCUAAAAUCAAAACAAACUUCAACUCGAACUAAUCAAAGAAGACCAAGAGUCCAACAAGGUCAAAUGAACCAAAUUCAAUUUGCUGAAAUUAAUAUUUCAUAUCAAAUUGCUUGUUUAUUUGAAGAAAAUUCUCUUUCAUCAGGAUCAUUCAUUAGAAAGUUUAUGGAUGAUAAAGGAUUCAUUUCAACAGAAAUUCUUGCUAAAUUAUUAGCAUGUUCACCAGAAAAUAUUCAAAAUGCUGUUGAAUUCACUCAAAAAGCUAAUUCAAAAAUUAUUUUUAAUGCAUCAACUAAAUCUGUUGGGUUGAAUGAAAAAUGUGCUAAUUAUUCUCUUCCUAGUUCAGAACGAGUUAGCAAAAUUGAACCAUCUGAACUUUUGAAAUACCAAAGAAAAGCUCAAGAAUGGAUUAUGAAAGGAUCAAAUUCGUUAGUUCUUCCUCAUCCAAACUAA
Messenger RNA from Entamoeba dispar SAW760, 630 nucleotides. RefSeq lists its product as uncharacterized. NCBI's taxonomy places the organism in Eukaryota, Evosea, Mastigamoebida, Endamoebidae. The record is from RefSeq and is a predicted model, not a curated record. Bases 1 to 630 code for a protein of 209 amino acids. The transcript has 2 exons.